This is a messenger RNA of Scutellospora calospora, 271 nucleotides long. Lineage: Eukaryota; Fungi; Glomeromycota; Glomeromycetes; Diversisporales; Gigasporaceae. The record is from the annotation of a GenBank genome assembly.
CCGUGGAACUGCUUUAGUGUUGUUGGCCGUUUACACGCUUUUUAUGUGUUUUCAGUUGAAAACUCAUGCAAACCUCUACACUGAUGAUGAAUCCGAAGACCCACAACUAUCUUUCAUGACAUCAUUAUUUUCACUAGCUCUCAUAACAAUAAUCGUUGCUUUUUCCGCAGAUUAUCUCGUUGGUUCUAUUGAAGGGACCAUAAUGACUCUCGGACUGAGUAAAACUUUUGUUGGAUUGAUUUUGAUACCAUUUGUCGGUAAUGCUGCUGAG